Messenger RNA from Spinacia oleracea (spinach), 1788 nucleotides. RefSeq lists its product as uncharacterized. The transcript has 3 exons. NCBI's taxonomy places the organism in Eukaryota, Viridiplantae, Streptophyta, Magnoliopsida, Caryophyllales, Amaranthaceae. The record is from RefSeq and is a predicted model, not a curated record. The coding region runs from base 1 to 1788 and encodes 595 amino acids.
AUGGGUCAGAAAUGGGGAGCAGUCAUCUUCCAAAAAAUUUUUGGGGUAGGAAUUUAUCUUUGCAUUGAUUAUGAGUUAACGACCUUUCGUCAAGUUGAUAAUGAGUCAGUGUAUGAGUCAUGGAGAAGAUUUAAACGUUUGCAAAGGCAAUGUCCUCAUCAUGGGAUUCCAGAGUGGCUCUUGAUCCAGGCUUUCUAUAAUGGGUUGACGCAUGAAUAUCGAAUCUACAUUGAUGAUGCAUCAGGUGGCUCUAUCACGGAAAAGAAUCCAACUGAAGCUAAGGCAUUGAUUGAGAAGAUGGCAGCCAAUGAUAAUUAUCAUCCCAGUAGUCGGAACAGUGUUAGAAAGGGAGGUAAGUAUGAUUUAGAUGCUCUAACUAUGUUGACUAGUACUGUGCAGGCUUUAUCACAUAAGAUCGAACAAUUUGGAGUUGGCCCUUCAUCAGUGGUUGCCUCUUGUCAAAUUUGUGGGGUGCAAGGACAUACGCCAAUUCACUGUCAAUUUAACACUUCAAGAAACACUUACCACUCUGGUGGAAAUAAUAACUUUCACCCAUUCAACUCCAAUUUCGCCCAACAAUCUGGUUUUCAACAGGGGUCACCCAUUAGUCCACCACAACCUCAAACUUCUAAGCUUAAUCUUGAUUCUAUUUUGGAGACUCUUGCUACUUCUCAAGUGAUAGAAACCCAACUUGUUCAACUUUCGCAACAAGUGAGUCAUUUAUCAAAACCUCGAGAUCCACCAAAAGUCCAUAAUGAGCAGUGUAGUGCGAUAUUUCUUAAAGAUGAUGGAGAGGUUGUUGAAAGAUCUGUUGAGAAACAUGGGGAAGUGCUUGGAAUGAUCAAGGAGAAGGGUGUGAGAGAAAAUGUUCCCAUUUAUGUUGCUCCAUCCCCGUACGAGGAACCUGUGCCCUUUCCUCAAAGAUUGACUAAGGGUUUGCUGGAUAAGCAUUUUGGGAGAUAUUCUGAGACUCUUAAAAAGGUAUAUGAAACUAUACCUUUUUCUGACCUUUUGAUUCAAAUGCCUAAAUUUGCUAAGUUUUUGAAAGAAAUAUUAGCUAAUGAUAGGAAAUAUGAAAAAUCAGAAAAUGUGACAAUUAAUGAGCAGUGUUCUACCUUGAUGCAUGAGAACCUACCGCCUAAAUUGAAAGACCCUGGAACUUUUACUAUACCCUGCAUGAUCAAUGAAACAUAUUCUGAUAGGGCCUUAUGUGAUUUAGCUGCUAGUGUCAAUUUAAUGCCUUAUUCUCUAUAUGAAAAAUUAGGUUUGAAGGAGCUUAAACCUUCUCAUAUAUCUCUUCAACUGGCUGAUAGAACUGUUAGAUUCCCUAAGGGCGUAGUGGAAGAUGUGUUAGUAAAAGUUGGUGAAUUUACUUUUCCUGUUGACUUUGUUGUAAUGGACAUGAAAGAAGACUUUGAAAUUCCUUUGAUCUUUGGUCGUCCAUUUUUAGCUACAAGUCAGGCUUUAAUAGAUGUCCCGAGAGGACAAAUGAUUAUUAAAGCUCAAGAUAAGCAAGUCAUAUUUAAGAUCUUUGAUGAUCCAAAUUUCACUUUUGAUGGGGGUACUUGUAUGAGAAUUGAUGCUACUAAUCCCUUGGUUGAUAAGUGUGUACAGAACAAAAAUCAUUUGAGCAAAGAAGACAUAUCCACAUCAUCCAAUGGGUCUGACUACAAGAAAAUAGGCGUUGGUGUUGAUUUUGUGGACUCUAAUCUGAAAGAGUUAUUGGGAGGUAGAUCUAAUUUCAGGUUUCAACGUGGAACUUUCUCUCCCCCGAACGAUCUUGGUUGA